GGAGUUCAGGGCUCGGCUCAGGCCCUGCGGCGCCUCGUUGCCGAAAUUGGGGGCCUAGGGGAAAAGCUGGGAGCUGAGGGACUGGGGCUGGCGCGCUCCUCCCGGCUUGUCUGAAGUUGGGAAACUUUUCCCCAAGUUUGGGGCGGCGGAGUUGCCGUGGAUAUGCGGCCGAGAGGAGCUGGGGAGGAGGAACCGGGCCCGCGAAUGCAGAGCUGAGGCCGAGGCCGAGGCCGGGGCCGGGACGCGGGUGGGGCGCAGGCCGGGGUCAGGGCCUCGGCCGGCUGUGCGCCGUGCCCGCCCGGGGCGCUGCCCCCUCCCUCCCCUGGGAGCUGCGUGGCUCCCCCCUCCCCCCCACCUGCUUCCUGCCUCAGCCUCCUGCCCCGAUAUAACGCCCUCCCCACGCCGGGGCUGGCCUUCAAGCUCUGCCCGCCACGGCAGCCGUUGCCUCCGCUCCCCGCGCCGCUGCCGCCGCCCGGGCCCUAACUGAAGGCCUGACAGCCCCUGGCCAGGGCGGCACAACGGCGGGCAUCACGCUCCCCUCCUUCGGAUCAAUUCCCCCAACUGGGGCAACUUCUCCCGAGGCGGGAGGCGCUUUUUACUCGGCUCCCUUAUAUCCCACAUGAACAAACUUCUCCGCCCUGAAUGACUUUUCCUGAAGCGGACAUUUUCCUCAAAUCGGGAGAUUGUGCUGGGCAGACGAUGCUGGACACAAUGGAGGCGCCGGGCCACUCGAGGCAGCUGCUGCUGCAGCUCAACAACCAGCGCACCAAGGGCUUCUUGUGCGACGUGAUAAUCGUGGUGCAGAACGCCCUCUUCCGCGCGCACAAGAAUGUGCUUGCGGCCAGCAGCGCCUACCUCAAGUCCCUGGUGGUGCAUGACAACCUGCUCAACCUGGAUCAUGACAUGGUGAGCCCGGCCGUAUUCCGCCUGGUGCUGGACUUCAUCUACACCGGUCGCCUGGCUGAUGGAGCAGAGGCAGCGGCGGCGGCAGCUGUGGCUCCGGGGGCCGAGCCGAGCCUGGGCGCAGUGCUGGCCGCCGCCAGCUACCUGCAGAUCCCCGACCUCGUGGCGUUGUGCAAGAAGCGCCUCAAGCGCCACGGCAAGUACUGCCACCUGCGGGGCGGCGGCGGCGGCGGCGGCGGCUAUGCACCCUACGGGCGGCCGGGCCGGGGCCUGCGGGCCGCCACGCCCGUCAUCCAGGCCUGCUACUCUUCCCCAGCCGGGCCUCCGCCGCCGCCCACCGCCGAGCCGCCGUCGGGCCCCGAGGCCGCAGUGAACACGCACUGUGCGGAGCUCUACGCCUCAGGCCCUGGCCCUGCCGCCGCACUCUGCGCUUCGGAGCGACGAUGCUCCCCGCUCUGCGGCCUGGACCUGUCCAAGAAAAGCCCGACGGGCUCCGCGCCUCCGGAGCGACCGCCGGGUGAGCGCGAACUGCCCCCACGCCCAGACAGCCCCCCCGGCGUCGGUCCCGCAGCGUACAAGGAGCCACCGCUCGCCUUGCCGCCGCUGCCGCCGCUGCCCUUCCAGAAGCUGGAGGAGGCCAUACCGCCUCCGGACCCGUUUCGUGGUAGUAGCGGCAGUCCGGGACCCGAGCCCCCCGGCCGCCCCGACGGGCCCAGCCUCCUUUACCGCUGGAUGAAGCACGAGCCAGGCCUGGGCAGCUACGGCGAUGAGCUGGCCCGGGAGCGCGGCUCCCCAGGCGAGCGCUGCGAGGACCGUGGCGGGGACACAGCCGCCUCGCCCGGGGGCCCCCCGCUUGGCCUGGCUCCGCCGCGCUAUCCGGGCAGCCUGGACGGGCCUGGAGCGGGCGGCGACGGCGACGACUACAAGAGCAGUAGCGAGGAGACCGGCAGCAGCGAGGACCCAAGCCCACCCGGCGGUCAUUUGGAGGGCUACCCAUGCCCGCACCUGGCUUAUGGCGAGCCUGAGAGCUUCGGUGACAACCUGUACGUGUGUAUUCCGUGCGGCAAGGGCUUUCCCAGCUCGGAGCAGCUGAAUGCGCACGUGGAGGCUCACGUGGAGGAGGAGGAGGCGCUGUAUGGCAGGGCCGAGGCGGCUGAGGUAGCUGCCGGGGCUGCAGGCCUGGGGCCCCCUUUUGGGAGCGGUGGGGACAAGGUCUCUGGGGCUCCGGGCGGCCUGGGAGAGCUGCUGAGGCCGUACCGUUGCGCGUCGUGCGACAAGAGCUACAAGGACCCGGCCACGCUGCGGCAGCACGAGAAGACGCACUGGCUGACCCGGCCCUAUCCAUGCACCAUCUGUGGGAAGAAGUUUACGCAGCGUGGGACUAUGACGCGCCACAUGCGCAGCCAUCUGGGUCUCAAGCCCUUCGCUUGCGACGCGUGCGGCAUGCGCUUCACGCGCCAGUAUCGCCUCACCGAGCACAUGCGCAUCCACUCGGGCGAGAAGCCCUACGAGUGCCAGGUGUGUGGCGGCAAGUUCGCACAGCAACGCAACCUCAUCAGCCACAUGAAGAUGCACGCCGUGGGUGGCGCGGCCGGCGCAGCGGGGGCGCUGGCCGGCCUUGGGGGGCUGCCCGGCGUUGCCGGCCCCGACGGCAAGGGCAAACUCGACUUUCCCGAGGGCGUCUUUGCUGUGGCCCGCCUCACAGCUGAACAGCUGAGCCUGAAGCAGCAGGACAAGGCGGCCGCGGCCGAGCUGCUGGCGCAGACCACGCACUUCCUGCACGACCCCAAGGUGGCGCUCGAGAGCCUCUACCCGCUGGCUAAGUUCACUGCGGAGCUGGGCCUCAGCCCGGACAAGGCGGCGGAGGUGCUGAGCCAGGGCGCGCACCUGGCCGCCGGGCCGGACGGCCGGACGAUCGACCGUUUCUCCCCCACCUAGAGCGCCUCUUGGCAGCCAGCCUCGUCGCCGACGCGUGGCCCCAGCCCGCUCCACCAGGGAGGGGCGGCGGCGGCGGCAGCGAGCAGGCACACAGCGCCCAGACAACUAGCAGCAGCGGCGGCGGCUCCACCACUCUGCGGCCUCACCUGGCCUCACUGCUUUGUGCCUUAGCCCGGGGGUGGGGGUAGGGGUAAAACCCCGGGACGGGGGUGGGAUGGGGGAAGGGAGAUUUAUAUUUUUGAUAUCAGCUUUGACCAAAGGAGACCCCCGGCCCUUCUCCGCCUCUUCCUGUGGUUCGUUGGCCCCCUCCCCGGCUCCGUGCUGCUCUUGGGGGGAGGGGUGUCACUGAUGGGGCACUCCCAGCCCUACCUCCGGCCCUUGCGACCACACCCAUUCUCACUGUGAAUCUCCCUGCUGGGGUCGGAGCUUUGGGCAGAGUUAGGGAGCAGGGAGGGGACUGAGCCGGCCGGAGGGCCCCUUCCCCUGCUCCUGCCCGCCCGGGACUGAUAAUGUGAAGUUCCUCAUUUUGCACAAGUGGCACUAGCCCCAGGGCUAACCCUUCCCUCCCUCUGGAGUCUGAGGGCUGAGAGUCCUGGCCUACAGGUCUCCCACUCCCGCCGUGUCCCCGCUCCCUUCCCUGGGGUCCCCCGGACCAUAUUUAUUGCAUGCGCCCCGGGUGGCCCCCCACCCCGAGCCCAGGCUAGGCUGGGCUGGAACGUGGUCUCUUUAGCUCCCUUCUCGUUUGUAUAUUUCCUUCCUUGUACACAGGCUCUUCCAGAGCCGCUUCCAUUUUCUAUAGCCUAUCCAAACAGCAAUAAAGCAGUAACCAAGGA
Messenger RNA from Manis pentadactyla (Chinese pangolin), 3674 nucleotides. It is a transcript of the gene HIC1, whose product is annotated as HIC ZBTB transcriptional repressor 1. Gene Ontology annotation, biological process: regulation of transcription by RNA polymerase II. The transcript has 2 exons. Gene Ontology annotation, molecular function: protein binding; DNA-binding transcription factor activity, RNA polymerase II-specific; RNA polymerase II cis-regulatory region sequence-specific DNA binding. The coding region runs from base 643 to 2841 and encodes 732 amino acids. The record is from RefSeq and is a predicted model, not a curated record. NCBI's taxonomy places the organism in Eukaryota, Metazoa, Chordata, Mammalia, Pholidota, Manidae. Gene Ontology annotation, cellular component: nucleus.